CAUUAAGCCCAAAGAGCAUCAGGCACACACACACACGAACACACACACACAGACACACACACAAUGGCUCUUAGACAGGGAACAUUAGCCGUCUGACCAGCAGCUGGUUCUGCCUUUCUGUCCCCUUCGUGUGUUUUGGAGAUAAGAGGCCAACAUGUGAUCCCUGGCCGCUCAGCCUUCCUCUGCUCACUUCUUUUUUUCUUACGCUGCUCUCUCACUCUCCCUCCUUCCUUCCAUUUCCCUUUCACUGUCAUUCUCUCAGCUCUUCGUUCUAAUUUUGGAAGCAUGGAACCUCGGGGAGCGUUCUCCCAAAGCUAUUUAUGUCCUUGCCUCUCCUCCUCCUCCUCCUCCUCCUCCACCCCCUCCUCCUCUCCUCUCCCUCUCGUCAGCCAGGAGGAGAACAGCAUGAGGAUCCUUUGAUGCACCAGAGCAGGGGAAUUCGGCUUCUCCCUGUCUCUGUAUUUUUGUUGUGUUGUUAGCUGUGGGAAGCAGCAGAGCGGCUGCAGCAGCUCCGCUCUCCAGCCGAGCCCUCCCGUCACUCCUCAGCCUGGAAUCGCUCGCUCUUUUCAUCAGGAGCAACCCGUUGGCUGCCUUCUGGUCUUGGUUUGAGAGUUGUUAGUGGGUAAGGACUCUCACAGGCUUCUCAGCACACCAGAAGAAAUCAACUUUAUUUCUUGCUUUUUCUGCAACACUGACCCAAAAGGCAGCUGUCAGCGCUCAGGAGCUGGGGAAGUGCAUGGACCAGGACCCCAGGUGAUGCACAAGUUACAUUUCUCUGCCUGCUCCUUUCUGGGAUUGAACGAGCGGAUUUCUGCAACCUGUUGCUGAUGCGAGGAGGAUAUUGUGUUUGGUCUCAGUGACUGGUCAUCACAGCACACACGGAGCAGCAGAAGCUCCACAUCACUCUGGAGGCUGGAGCUGAAGCAGACUCUCUGCUGGAUUACACAGUUCAAGCUCAGAGGAGUCCUUUCGGUUUUUGUGAUGGGAUUUGUUAUCAUUAUUUUCUAUAAACUUUAAGAUCCUUUUUGCGAUAGAGGAAGUUUUCAAUUUAGCCGAUUGUUCCUCUUUGAAAGCACAGCUCCAUGUUUGUGGAUCUGGGUCUUUGACAGCUGGAGUCCUACUCUAAGCCAUGGCGGUCUCCCCAAAGAGAAGCUGACUUCUUUGAUUUUCGUGACAGACUAGAGGCUGCCUCUUGUCUUGGCAUGCUGUUGCGUCCCACAGUGUCAGGAUUGUGCGCCAUGUUGCAGACCAUCUAUGAGACAGAGUCCUGCUUUUCCUCCUCGAGCACCGACAGCCACCAUCAGCCUCUGGAGCUCCUGAAUGGCAACGGGGGCUCCAGCGCUGCCAUGCCCACCACCGUAGUGGAGGUGGAGAGCAGCCUCCCGUCGGGGAUGCAGAGCCCGGUGGGAACAGCCAACGAGCACAGAGGAGGAGGUGGAGAGGCUGGUGGGGAUCCAGGGGAAGGCCCAGGAGGAGUAGGAGGUGGAGGAGGAGGCCCGAUGGACCUGCGGACAGAGCCCAGGGUUGGCUCCCUGUCCGGGGGGGCAGCGGCGGUGGACACGACCUUGAGAGAGCAGCAGCUCCAGCAGGAACUGGUGAUUCUCAAACAGCAGCAGGAGCUCCAGAAACAGCUUCUGUUUGCAGAGUUCCAAAAAAAACACGAAGUGCUAACAAGACAACACGAAGUCCAGCUGCAGGAGCACCUGAAGCAACAGCAGGAGCUGCUGGCAGCGAAGCGGCAGCAGGAGAUGGAACAGAAGAGGAAACUGGAGCUACAGCGACAUGAAGAACAGGAGAAACAGAGACUAGAGCAACAACUGCUGCUGCUGAGGCACAAGGAGAAAGGAAAAGAGAGUAGGUUACUACUGAUGUCACAACCAAGCCAUUCACAUGUGGGCGCUGUGACUGAAAGUCUUUGUGUGUUUCCCGAAGGUGCCAUUGCCAGCACGGAAGUGAAGCUGAAGCUCCAGGAGUUCCUGCUCAGUAAGAAAGAGCCUGGUCCCGGUGGACUGAACCAUUCCUUCUCCCCAAAAUGCUGGGGACACACCUCCCUGGAGCAGGGCUCUCCUCCGCAGAGUAACACCCCAGGAACUCCUCCCUCCUACAAACUGCCUCCGAUGCUUGGGAACUACGAGGGCAAAGAUGAUUUCCCGCUCCGCAAGACGGUCUCGGAGCCCAACCUGAAGGUGCGUUCACGGUUGAAGCAGAAGGUGGCGGAGAGGCGGAGCUCUCCACUUCUCCGCAGGAAGGAUGGAACGGUCAUCAGCACCUUUAAGAAGAGAGCCAUAGAGAUAUCAGUGUCCUCCCUCUGUAACAGCGCUCCAGGUUCUGGUCCCAGCAGUCCCAACAGUUCCAACUCAGCUAUCGCCAAUGGAAACACGGGAUCAGUCCCCAACAUCCAGACGGAGCUGAGGUCUCUCCAUCAGACGCUGGGGGCCGAUGGGACACUGAGUCCCCUGAGUCUCUACACUUCGCCCUCGCUGCCAAAUAUUUCCCUGGGGCUGCCUGCAAACACACACAUCACGGCCCCCCAGAAGCUGACUGCCCAGCAGGAGGCGGAGCUACAAGCCAUCCAAUCCCUGCGAGGAGGCGGAGCUCUCACGGGGCAGUUUCUGUCCACGUCCUCCCUACCCGCAGGGGUCAUACACGACGUGGAGACUCCGCCCACCAGCUCUCAUUCGGCCCAUUCCUCAUUACUGCAACAUGUUCUACUGCUGGAGCAGGCCCGACAACAGACUGCUAUGCUAGCUGUCCCCAUGUACAGCCAGUCGCCGCUGGUCACGGCAGAGAGGGGCGUGUCAGGUGGGAUGCGCACGGUCAACAAGCUGCCUCGCCAUCGCCCGCUGGCUCGUACCCAGAGUGCACCUCUGCCCCAGUCCCCCCAGGCCCUGCAGCAGCUGGUGGUUCAGCAGCAGCACCAGCACUUCCUGGAGAAACACUACAAGAUGCUUUCCAAGGGGGCUGAACUUCCCAGGCCACCCACCACCCACCCAGAGGAGACGGAGGAGGAGCUAACAGAGACCAACGACAUGCAGGAGGAUGACGGAGGGAUGGGACCUCACAGGCUUCAGAAGGAGGGGUCAGACGACAGCACGCCCUCCUCUGAGAGACUCAGCAUUCACCUGAAGCUGGAGGAGGAGCAUGGGGGCAUGCAGGUGAAAGGGGAGAGUACCGAGAGUGAGCUGGAUGAAGAGGAGGAGGAUGAAGAUGUCAUCCAGCUGGAGGAGGCUGACGAGGAGGACCGGGGGAUGUACACGCAGGCCUUGCAGCAGAUGGGCGUGUUCCAGUUGCCCCACAGACCUCUGGGACGAGCGCAGUCGUCCCCCGCAGCCACCGUCAAUCUCAUCAAACACCUCUUCACCACUGGCCUUGUAUACGACAGUCUGAUGUUGAAGCAUCAGUGUGUGUGUGGCAAUGCUCACAUCCACCCAGAGCAUGCUGGGAGAGUUCAGAGCAUCUGGUCCAGACUGCAGGAGACAGGCCUGCUGAACCGCUGCGAGAGGAUUCGUGGGCGUAAAGCGUCUCUGGAUGAGAUCCAGUCCGUUCAUUCAGAGUUCCACACUCUGCUCUAUGGAACCAGUCCACUCAAUCGACAUAAACUGGACCACAAGAAACUGCUGGGUCCAAUCAGCCAGAAGAUGUACGCUGUUCUUCCCUGUGGAGGCAUCGGGGUGGACAGCGACACGGUGUGGAACGAGAUGCACUCGUCGGCCGCGGUCCGCAUGGCGGUGGGCUCGGUCAUCGAGCUGGCCUUCAGAGUGGCGGCAGGCGAGCUGAAGAACGGCUUCGCAGUGGUGCGACCGCCAGGCCACCACGCCGAGGAAUCCACCGCCAUGGGCUUUUGUUUCUUUAAUUCUGUUGCUAUCACCGCCAAGCUGCUGCAACAGAAACUAGGAGUGGGCAAGAUCCUUAUUGUGGACUGGGACAUUCACCACGGUAAUGGCACACAGCAGGCCUUCUACAGCGACCCCAGCGUCCUCUACAUCUCCCUCCAUCGGUACGACAACGGAAACUUCUUCCCUGGCAGUGGAGCUCCUGAAGAGGUGGGAUCAGGUGCAGGUGUUGGUUUUAAUGUCAACAUAGCAUGGACUGGAGGAGUGGAGCCCCCUAUGGGUGAUGUGGAGUACCUGACGGCCUUCAGGACUGUGGUGAUGCCCAUUGCCCAGCAGUUCAGCCCAGAUGUGGUCCUGGUGUCUGCAGGCUUCGAUGCAGUGGAGGGUCACCAGUCUCCUCUGGGGGGCUACAACGUUUCCGCCAAGUGUUUCGGUCAGCUCACGCAGAUGCUGAUGGGUCUGGCGGGGGGGCGGGUUGUCAUGGCGCUGGAGGGUGGUCAUGACCUCACCGCCAUCUGUGACGCAUCGGAGUCGUGUGUGUCUGCGCUGGUGGGAGACGCGUGUGACUCUGAGUGUCCGUGGCCUCAAGAGACGCCGUGUCCAAAAGCCUGUGCCUCUCUGGAGCGGGUGAUAGAGAUCCAGAACAAACACUGGCCUUGUCUUCAGAGUUUGUCUCAGACCAGUGGCCACUCGCUACUGGACGGCCCACUUGGGGCUCAGGGCCAAUCAGAGAAGGACGAGGCAGAAACGGUCAGCGCCAUGGCGUCGCUCAGUGUGGACGUGGAGCAGCCCGGCUCCGGUCCUGGGAACUCGGGAACCAGCAGGUCCACAGAGGAGCCAAUGGAAGAAGAGCCUGUGUUGUAGGAGGAGCUUAAAGCGGAAGCGCACAGAACUCGAUAUUCACCUCCUUCUAGCACCUCCUCUUCCUCUUCCUUUUCUUCUUCCUCCUUGGAGUUUGUGUUGGCACACACACACAGUGGAAUUGUGCUGUUGAGGAGGACUCUGAUAGACUGAGGAGAACAUUACGGAGACGGGGGGGUUCAUCAGCUCCAGGAGGAGCAGACGAUUUGUUAGCAUCUCCGAUGGAAGCCCGAGGAGGGGAGUGGCAGCAGGACCUGCACACAGCACCACUGAACCCCUCCCCUCCACCCUUCACUCAUCGGGGGAAACCGUAGUUUGAAUCCCAACAGGACUCCAGGCUGACGACUUGUCUUCUUGUGAGUCUGACGCUGCACCAGAGGGACGCGGGUGGAGGAGGAGGAGCGAUUAUUCAAUGAGCAAAGGAGGAGGAGGAACUAGGUGCCUUGUUUUCCACAAACCGCACCACCACCGCAGCACCUCAGCAAACCAACCAGCCAAUCCAGACUCACAAACACAAACACACACACACACUGCUGUUGUUUCACACAGUUCAUUUUCAAUCUGUCCAGUUGUGAGUCUUUGUUUCUUCAUCUUGAUGCCUUAAUUUGUUCUUGUGUCACUAUUUAACAACCAGGACGGAGAGAGAGAGAAACCAGAUGAUUCAGAGAUGAAUCCAAGCUGCUAAGAUUUGUAUUUCAACCUGAUGAUGUUCACGUCCGAUGUUCCAUCAGACUUUGAUUUGUGUCUGAGGGGGAGGAGCCUCUGAAGCCAUCGUUACACUAGAAACAUCCACUGAAGAUCUUCAUUGAAUAUUAAUAUUUAUAUAAACCAUAAUAUUCAAUCAGACUUGGAUGGAAUCUGGUGAAAGUGUCUCAGGAUCAGCUCAGUUUUAGCAGAAUUCAGAGUUUUAGUCACAUCACGUUAACUUCAGCCGUGUCUCUACCCCCCCCCCCACACCUGAAAUUGUAAGAUGAUCGUUUGAUGUAAAUACCGUUCUGCCCUGUUGCGUCACAGCAGACUCAGUGUGGUCACUUUUCUAAAACUGUACAUACACAUGUGUAUAAAAAAUACUUUUUUGUAUAAAAAAGCUAAAUUAAUAUUAAACACAAUAUGCAUACACUAUUAUAUACAUAUAUAUGUAUGUAUAUACAAACACAUGCACAUACACAUAUAUAUUUAUGUAAACAGUGUUGUAUCCAAUCAGAUUGGAUCUAUGAAUAUAUUCUAUUUGGAGAUUUGAUGUUUUAGCUGUUUGACAGGAACUAAGCACUGAAGUCUUCGGGUCGGCACCUGUGUGUGUCUCUUUGUGUGUUUUACAGACGCUGGCUGUUGUUAAGGUGGUUGAUGUUGAUGUUGUUGUUGGUGAACAGUGACGGUCAGUUCCUCAGGCAGGUCCAGGACCAGGCAGGGAGCAGGCAGGGUGAUGAGGUCAGAGGUCAUGAUUGGGUAAAGAGGUCCAGUAACAGGGAGAGAGCUGAGGAGUGACCUUCGACCUCCUGGACCGAGGGUCUGAACUGAGAUAUCACUGAGCAACAUGUGUUCAACAUGUGAAUCCAUCAAUCUUUUUAAUCUACACUAAAAGACUAAUAACACUAUUAAGCUUGUUUACUUAUUGCAUUUCCUCGACCUGAAUAAUUUGGAACUGCUAAAAUCCCUGUGUUUAGUAGAGCUGGUGUAAUUACUGCUACUGCCUAAAGGGGGAGACAUGUUCUGCACUGCAGCUUUAAAGAGGAGAACCGUCUGAUUAUGUUUUGUCGGAAGGACAUAAAUUAAUUUAGUGUAUUUUCAAUUUCCACACGUGGAAACAGCAAAAAUGCCAAAAAGAAAAGACAUUUAAAAGUUCAAAUGUCAUUACUUUCCUGUUUGUGUCUGGCGGCGGUUUAAUUAAUUUAGUUGUGCCUUCUUCCACAAUGUUUUACUUGCACAUAUCCAUGAAUAUUUAUUUUUUAUUUUUAAUAUAAAACAGUAAUGGAUAAAAAGUUAAUACUACUAUUGAUUAGUUUCAUCUUGUGACCCCUCAAGCUUUUAAAAUUAUAACUGAUGGAUCAUUUAAAAAGUUAUAAUCACAACUGUUAAAUUAAUUGGAAAAGUUGGUAAAAUUAUGUAAUUAUAUUCACACCACUGAAAAACAACACAACUGUUUAAAACACUACACAAGUUUAUAACACACUGAGAGCAUCAAGACGCACAGUGUGAUCCUCACGUCUGUUUCAUGUGGUGACCGGUGACGUGUGUUUCCUGUCGUCGCACAACUACUUCUGUCAAAGAGCAACACAAUAUAUGUCCUGAGUGCGACAAACACAAGAGGUGAACUGUUACUGUUCAGAUUUGGUGGCAGCUGGAGGACACACACACACACACAGUUUGUGGAGUGAGGUUUUAUCACAGGCUCUGAACAUUUAAAGCAACACAAUGUGAGUGGUGUUGACACAGUGUGAUGGUUUGUGUUGUCGGUCACUUCCCCAGUCCAGAGGCUGCACAGCUUUACUGUCGCACACAAACACACACACAGACUCACUUUUUGCUACACGAGUUCCUACUGUACAUUUCUUGAUAUGUUUGAUACUGUGGUGUACAUGUAGUGUCCUGCUGUGAUUGGUUGAGAGGUCGGAGCUGUCCCCUCGUCUGUUUGUCCUCCCUUUGUCCCUGAAGGGAGACCCCCCCCCCCCCCCCGUGACAGACUGACAGUUUGAAUCAGUUCCUGUCGGAGCUGAUCACAAGCACAUUCCUGACUCUUCUUCGUCUGUGCUGUUAAAUCCAGAUCCUUUCCUGUUGCGACGAUACGUGUUUAAUUCUUUCUGACUCACAUGUAUAUAAACGUGCAUAUAUACGUGUACACAUGUGCAAUACACGCUAUUCGAGCAAUCUAUUACUGUGACUAUUAUUGAUGAUUAUAUUUGUCCCCUUUUCGAGCUUUCAGCCCUCUUCCCCUCGUCCUCGGUGUUGCAGGAGCUUGAAAAGGGAAAGUGACUCUCGUGACUCUUCGGUUUCAUUUCAGGCUUGUGGACGUUUUGACGAAGCCCUUUUUUAUUAGUCUCACUGUAAUGUUGUGACGUUUCUCCUGAUUCUGUUCCUUUGUUUUUUUUAAAAGUGGGCCUGUUGUUGAACUUGUCUGGAAACUCAAUAAAGCAAUUCACUGAU
Platichthys flesus (European flounder) is the source of this 7835-nucleotide messenger RNA. It is a transcript of the gene hdac5, whose product is annotated as histone deacetylase 5. Lineage: Eukaryota; Metazoa; Chordata; Actinopteri; Pleuronectiformes; Pleuronectidae. Gene Ontology annotation, cellular component: histone deacetylase complex. The transcript is spliced from 27 exons. Bases 1203 to 4697 code for a protein of 1164 amino acids. The record is from RefSeq and is a predicted model, not a curated record. Gene Ontology annotation, molecular function: histone deacetylase activity. Gene Ontology annotation, biological process: chromatin organization; negative regulation of transcription by RNA polymerase II.